Molecule: messenger RNA, 1875 nt
Organism: Condylostylus longicornis
Lineage: Eukaryota; Metazoa; Arthropoda; Insecta; Diptera; Dolichopodidae
Gene: Debcl
Product: bcl-2-related ovarian killer protein homolog B
Exons: 3
Coding region: 727-1437 (236 amino acids)
Biological process (GO): extrinsic apoptotic signaling pathway in absence of ligand; intrinsic apoptotic signaling pathway in response to DNA damage; regulation of apoptotic process
Cellular component (GO): mitochondrial outer membrane
Molecular function (GO): protein heterodimerization activity; protein homodimerization activity
Source: RefSeq, a predicted model, not a curated record
AUACAAAAUAAAUAUGAACAAAUCAAAGCGUCACCUAGUGAUCAGAAAAAUUUAAUUUAAUUUUUUAUUUUAUGUGAAAAUUAAAAGAGAAAGAUAUCCAGUUCUUUAUCUUAAAGAUUCGGAAAGAUAUCGCACAUUUGGAUUAAGCGAUAUGACAGUAAAAAUUCAUAUGUUUCACAUGAAUUUUUAUUUCACAAAAAUACUGCUCAGCCCAUUAAAAUCAAAUGUUGAAAGUGAUCGUUGAACAUCAGUGCCCUGAUGACCACUGGGAAACAUCAGGGGAAGAGAUCUCUUUAAAUGAAAUAAGGAUUCAGUCAACGCAUAUUGCGUUUCUUGAAGUGAAAAAAACUUCAAAUGGCAGUUCUUACGGAAUUACUUUUUUGUUUUUUUUUUUUUAUGGUGAAAAAGGUUAUAUUUAAGUUUGUACACAAACCAACAAGCAAUGAUCGCUGCCGAUCAUAUGAUACUUUCAUUAACAUCAUUGUGUGAUUGUUUUUUUUUUUAGAUACAAUUGACAUACGUAUUUAUCUGAUGUUCAUUUUCCUUUGAAAUAUCAGAAAAAAGGCGAAAUCUCUGGACCGUACCGUAAUUCUUUAUUAAGAGAGCUAUGCAGUUUUUUUAAAGAGCACUUGCUUUGCAUUUUAAAUUAUAAAUAAUUUUAAGUAAAUUCGAAAUUUUAUAAAAAAAAAAUUAAAAUUUUAUGCUAUUAAACACACACGCUUUUUUAUGCCGUUUGAAGAAGAAUAUGAAACAUUUCAAAGGAAACCAGAAUGGAAAGCUCGAAAACAAUCUAAUGUUAAUGAAUCUCAAGAAUAUAAAAAGGAAUUAGUCGAACAGGGGCGAUGCUUGUGUAGCUACUACAUACGAAAUCGUUUAAGAAGAGCAGGACUUCUGAAUAAAAAAGUUACACAAAGAUUACGGUUUCUCUUAGAGCCAUCUUCCGAUGUUGUGUACGACGUUUUUCCAGCUCUUAAUACUAUGGGAGAAGAACUUGAAAGAAUGCAUCCACGCUUAUAUUCAAAUGUCUCAAGGCAAUUAUCUAGAGCACCAUUCGGGGAAUUAGAAGAUUGUGAUACAGCGCCUAUGCUAUUAAAUUUAGUAGCGAAAGAAUUAUUAAAAAACAACAUAACAUGGGGGAAAAUAAUUUCAAUAUUCGCUAUAUGUGGUGGUUUUGGGAUUGAUUGUGUUCGGCAAGGUCAUUAUGAUUUUCUACAAUUUUUAAUUGAUGGUUUUACAGAACUGAUUGAAGAUGAUCUUUUGCUGUGGUUGAGUGAGAAUGGUGGAUGGAUAGGUUUAUUAAAACACAUAAGACAAAAAAAUACACAAUUUACAUUGUUGGGUUGGCUAACGAUAUUUGUUAUUUUUAACAUAAUGUUUUAUUUUAUCUCAAAUAUUGCCAAACAGAUUGGUUGCCAUUUGUAUUCCUCUUUGUUUUAAUUAUGUUAUAAAAAUAAAAAAAUUACAUUCUUAAUAUUAUUGGUUAUUCUAUAUUCCAGAUUUUUUAUUUAAUGUGGUUAGAAAGUAUAAACAAGAUGUUCAAAUAUUUUAUUUUAAAUACAAUAUUUUAAUAUGUUAAUGUUUUAAAAAGAAUUCCUAGCUAAUUUACAUAAGCAAAAUAUGCAUACAUACUAACAUUCUCUAUUGUUACAAUAUUAUUUUUUUUUUAAAGUGGUUUUGUUAUGAUUAAAUUUGAAUAUUGGAUUAUUUUUUAUAUAAGUUCGUAAUUGUUGUACUUACCACAGGUACCUCAAUGUUAUAAUUAUAAAAUUGUUUUUUUUUUUUUGUAGUUCAAAUUGUUUCGUUUAUAUUUAGAAAAUUAUAUUUAUUUGUUAAAUUUCAAAUACGAGCUUUAUUAAUAAAACACACUUGCAAAUU